UCAGGUGGUGUGAUGAAACCUUGGUGUUUGUUCGGCUGUGGUGAACUGGAGGGAGGAGGCAGGAGGGAGAGGAGCUGAUCUGUCUUCCAGUAAGGGCAUGUUAAAGGCAGGAAUUUACAAGGAGUGCUCACUCAACGACCCACCAGGCUGAGAUUUGGAGUGUGGAUUAAAUGUUAUGUUAUGGAGGUUGCAGACAUCACAAUGACCCUUGUGGAUGAUGUGGAAGCUGCAGCGAGCACAGCUCAUGCGGCUACCUCGGCGCACUGUGAAGAUGCAGACAGAGCAAAUUUUGCAAGGAAUGAAGAGACAGCAAACAGCAACCUGAACCCUACGGACAGCGCCAACGUGACAGAACCUGCUGGAGAUGAGGAUGGGGACAGAAAGAGUUUAACCACUGCAGACAGUGUGGAUAAUACGAGGGAUGAGAGUGCUGACAGUAUCUGCACUGAGGACAGUGCAGACUGUGCCAAUCUCACAAAGAGUGGCAGCAUGGAAAUCAGUGACAACAUAGACUGCGCGGAUAAAAGUUCCAAGGGCGGCAGUAAUGACAGUGAGAGUGACUGUGACAGCACCGGUGAGAGUACUUACCUGGAGGCCAUGACACCCGCCGGGCAGGACUACUACCUGAGGCUGGGUGACACCCCUCGACGGCGCUCUGCCCUGCGCCUCUCGCGCAUCAUUGCCCGCCAGCAGCUUCUGCGAAGGUUGGCACAAGAGAUUGAGGCUAAGGAGGCUUGUGACUGGCUUCGAGCAGCGGGAUUUCCACAGUACGCCCAGCUGUAUGAAGAUUCCCAGUUUCCAGUUGAUAUUUCAUCAGUAAAGAGGGACCACGACUUUUUGGACCGGGAUCUGGUGGAGCCUCUGUGUCGGCGUCUAAAUACACUAAACAAGUGCGCCUCCAUGAAACUGGAUGUCACUCAUCCCAAGAAGAAAGGUGAUGACUCUGAUGAAGAUGAUCCUCUGGCUAUCAGUAAAAGGUGGACAUUCGAGUGGAGCAGCCGACGUUGGUCUCGCCUACAAGACUUUCUGUCCGACAGCACCAAUGAAAGCAGCCCGACGGGUCAGGGGGAGGGUCUGCACAGCACAGUGAGCAGCGAGAGCGUGCUGACGGACUUGAGCGAGCAGGAGAUCACGGAAAUCUCCUCGCUACACAGUGAGGACUCCGCCUCUGCGAUGCCUGACUCUAUAUCCAUGGCCUCCCUCUCUGCUUCCUAUCAACCGCCACGGGAGCUUCCACACUACAACUCCCUGCCUAUCAAAAGUAGUCGCCAUGGGCAAGGAAGGCGGAGUAAAGCCAAGGAGUUUUUGCGUCGAAUGGAAAUAAUGCGUACUUGGGGGCCAUCAACGAGGCGGAAGGGCUCAAACCGCAGGCCGCCACUGGUCAUCAGUGGGCCGGUGUUACAGGGUGAGGAACCUCAGGCGCUGCAGAUGCUCCAGUGCACGCCCAUCAACCAAUUAGAACAGAGCCCUAAACACAACCACCAAACUGACGGUGACACCUCUCCUGUCUCACUUAGCAAGGAUUGUAAAGACCAGGUCACAAUGAGUGUGAGCCCCAGCAAUGAGACUGUAGAGCUUAGUGUGAAGGAGCCUGUGUAUACAAAGCCCCGCACUGCCAACAAGAGAAGCAGCAUGUAUCUGGAAGAUAUGGUGUUGCCUUCUCAGGGUAAAAGGACCGAAGGUCAGAGCCAGUUUGGCAGAAACCAGUUUCACUCAUAUGAAAACCUCCUCAUUCACAUCCCAAAAGACCAUAAACCAGGCACCUUUCCAAAAGCCCUGUCCAUAGAAAGCCUGGCGCCUUCCCCUGGUGACAGAAACAAUGACUCCCAGGUACAUGCCCAAACGUCCCCCACUGACAAUGGCCUGGGUGAACCCUGGUCUAGUAAACCUUUGUGUAAACCCUGUCCUGAAGCUCCACGGGGCAGCAGGGUAAGUGUUUAUGACAAUGUGCCAGGCUCCCAUUUGUAUGCCAGCACAGGAGACCUGCUGGACUUAGAGAAAGAGGACAAUCUGUUCCCUCACCUGGAUGACAUUAUCCAGCAUGUAAGCGGUUUGCAGCAAAUAGUGAACCACUGGAGCCGUAGCGUGCUGCCUGAGGGGGAGACAGGGGAGGGGGAGGAGGAAGGGGAGGGCAGGACCACUCCCAGUGAAGGCGAGAGAGACGGGGUCUCCUUAAAUGACACCGAUUCAACAGGGACCAGUCGGGAGAGGCGAGACUCCGGAGUUGGGGCCUCCCUCACAAGACCACGUCUACGAUGGCCCAGUCUGAGAACUUCAGAUCAUCUCAACCAGCCUGCAUCUUCUCUGCAGAUCAGCAGCCAAUCAGCGGGCCAGCUCAGCCUGCUGCAAAAGUUUUCCUUGCUCCGUCUCACCGCCAUCAUGGAGAAAUAUUCAAUGUCCAACAAACACGGCUGGACAUGGUCUGUGCCAAAGUUUAUGAAGCGCAUGAAGGUGCCAGACUACAAAGAGAAGAGUGUAUUCGGAGUUCCCCUCAUUGUCCAUGUCCAGCGAUGUGGUUUUCCACUCCCCCUGUGUUUACAGCAGGCCCUCAGCCACCUCAGAAUACAUUGUCUGGACCAGGUUGGAUUGUUCCGGAAGUCCGGCGUGAAGUCUCGGAUUCAGGCGUUGAGGCAGCAGUGUGAGUUGUCUCCUGACUGCGUGAGCUAUGAUGACCAGUCAGCAUACGAUGUGGCUGACAUGGUCAAACAGUUCUUCAGAGACCUGCCUGAACCUCUCCUAACAAGCAAGCUAGGGGAAACCUUCCUGCAUAUUUACCAGUAUGUCCCAAAGGAGCAGAGACUGCAGGCCGUUCGAGCGGCCAUCUUGUUAAUGCCAGAUGAAAACAGGGAGGUUCUGCAGACGCUGCUCUACUUUCUGCGUGACGUUACGUCAAUGGUGGAGGAGAACCAGAUGACGCCGAUGAACCUGGCUGUUUGUCUGGGGCCGUCGCUCUUCCACCUCAGCAUACUGAAGAGCGAGACCUUAUCACCGAGGUCAAUUCAGAGGAAGUACACUACAGGCCAACCCGAUCAGAAAGACCUCAGUGAGAAUCUGGCUGCCACUCAGGGCCUGGCACACAUGAUCACUGAGUGCCAACGUCUCUUUCAGAUCCCAGAGGAAAUGGUGACCCAGUCCCGCAACUCCUACAUGGAAGCUGAACUGAUGGUGCCCCCACUGGACGAGCUUUGCAAGGCUCACGAGGAGGAAGUGGAUGUAGAUGAGGAAGAAGAGGAUGAGGAAGGAUCCUAUCAUGCACACCUAGAAAGGCUGAUCCAGAACCUGCUGAAAGAGGCCAAAGAUAGGAGCAAAGGCUGGGUGUCUCGCCCAACUAAUGACCAUACAGAACUGUCAUUUAAAAAGGUGGGAGAUGGUAACCCUCUAAGGCGGUGGCGAGUGUGUCUCGAGGUGUCGGCAACUCCCACUGAGGUGUUGCAUCGGCUGCUGAGAGAACGCCCGCUGUGGCAGACUGACCUUCAGGAGGAGAAGAUUCUGGAGACUCUGGAUAAACAGACGGAUGUGUACCUGUACUCCUGCUGCAACAUGCCACCUCAACCCACCUGUGAAUAUGUGGUACUGAGAUCAUGGCGCGCAGACCUCUGCAAAGGCUCCUCUGCGCUUGUUUGUGUCUCUGUCGAUCAUGAAGACAGCCCACCGACAGGAUCAGUGAGGGGGGUCGUGCUGGAGUCGCAGUACCUCCUAGAGCCCUGUGGGACGGGGAGGACCAGACUCACGCAUGUCUCCAGAGUGGACCUCAGGGGAAGGUCUCCAGAAUGGUACAACAAGGCAUUUGGCCACCUAUGUGUUAAUGAAGCCCAGAGGAUCCGCUCCUCUUUUCUUCCCUCAGAUCAGACAAGCCCUGAGGCCAAGAUCUGAACCCCAGAAAUUAAGCUUUGUCUUGGGUCACCCUGCCAGAGCAGCUGAGCCUGAGAACCAGUGACCCAGGAGGAUAAUCAUCCAGGCAGUGGAUUUUAGCCUUUUCAUGGUGCUGAUCCAUAGGAAACGUUGCUGUACCAUACUGUACUUCACACACACACUGAGGGAAAGAAUAUUUUUUGUCAUUUAUCAGGUCUUUAAACAACAUAUCAAUACUUAUUUUUAUCAUAAAUGAUGACUUUUCCAAGCCAUUUUUUUAAUCACAGAUCCAAUUUUUGUUUCCAGUUCCAUUAAAGUAAUUUAGUAAUUUGACAGUUUUUGAAUGCCUGUUGAUGUUUCAUAUAAGUGUCUUGUAUCCAUGUAAUUACUGGAAGUACAACAAGGUUUUCUUGUUAUAUGUUGCUCUGAUUUAAUCUUCCAGCUCCUUAAAUGGCGAGGUAAGAAAGCCAGCACCAGCAGGUAUGAUCAUGAGGAUGCUGCUAUAGUGGAUCAGUUAGUGUUUAAUAUGCAGUACCUUCAUAUGAUCACUUUCAUGGUUAUUGCAAUAGAGUACCUAAUGUAAAUGUACACAGAAAUUGAAUUACUUGUAAAGUCCAACAGAGUUUUAUCCACAUACAUGACAAAUUUGAUUGAAGCAUUUCACAUUUUGCAUUAAGGAAAUUUAAUUCAAACAAAAAGAUAAUACCACCCAUGUCCUGAUUCCAUUGCAGUAUAUUUUAGAAAAACAGUCAGACAGCAUUGAUGGUAUUUGAUGAUCUUCAAUUCUAAACCAGUAAACUAGUAAUAAACUACUGCAAACCUCCAUGAUAUGCAGGUUUGCUUCUUUUGCAAACCUCUUUAGACUUACGUGUUCACGUUAAUACACAAAAAACUAUUACAGAUACUGUAAAAAUGCAAAGAAAACAUCUGUGCUCUAAAAAUACCAAGAACAGUACCAUAUGGUUAUGUAUAUGUCAGCACUGUGUUGUGAAAAGUGCACUAGAUUCAGGUAAAAUGACUUCACAAGGGAUCUGAAUUACAUAAAGGGAAAAGACUCAUCGGGUCCAUAAAUGUGCUCAGCAUAAAUAUUGUGGAGAUUACUGUUAUUUUAGUUCUCUGUCACUGUUUUCAGUGUUAUCUAAAUGAAACACCAUUUUAAAGUUAUUACAAUUACGUUUCUAUAUAUGGUGUCACUGUUGCUUUUUUUUCCUUUUUCUUUUUGCUCUCAUAUUAUACAAUGUCUAAGACAUGUGACCAUUGCUCUGCUUCUGGGAAGCAUGUUUGAACUGUUGCGUGUAUGCGAGUGUGCACGGUGGUGCCAGUGUAUCUGUAUUCUGAAUAUAUGUGCAGCCUGUAUUGUAAAUAUCUGCAAUGCUUUCUGUGCCAGCAGAUCAAACACCGUAGUUUUGCAGGGUCUUCCUAUCAUAUUGAUAUGCUGAAAUGUGAACGUUCCAUACAUUAUCCUACUAAAGCAAUAGCAGAUUAAAGCUUGCUCUGCCACAGACGGCACCUUCUUGGCUCUUAGUGUUUCAGCUGUAGGCGGCGCUGCUACAGUGUUACUAUGAUAGGCUAAAAUAUUUUUACAGUGCCGCCAUAAUCCUGUGUGGAUGCUUCUUGCUCGGGAACAGUGUGAUGUGCGUGCGUGUGUAAAUAUGUGUGCAUGUGAGCGAUACUAAGACGGACAAUGAGUGAGAGUCUUUGACGUGAAGCCUCAUCUGUGUGUGAUGAGGCUCCAAACCUAGCUGGGUAGAGAGGCCUGGUUGAUUUAUGCUUGACUAUUUCUGAUAAAAUGACAGAAAACAGAAUCAUUGUUACAGAAUAUGAGAAUAAAAA
This is a messenger RNA of Archocentrus centrarchus (flier cichlid), 5685 nucleotides long. It is a transcript of the gene stard13a, whose product is annotated as StAR related lipid transfer domain containing 13a. The record is from RefSeq and is a predicted model, not a curated record. Lineage: Eukaryota; Metazoa; Chordata; Actinopteri; Cichliformes; Cichlidae. Gene Ontology annotation, molecular function: lipid binding; GTPase activator activity; protein binding. Gene Ontology annotation, biological process: actin cytoskeleton organization; signal transduction; regulation of Rho protein signal transduction. The transcript is spliced from 14 exons. Bases 181 to 3873 code for a protein of 1230 amino acids.